This is a messenger RNA of Purpureocillium lilacinum, 891 nucleotides long. RefSeq lists its product as uncharacterized. Gene Ontology annotation, molecular function: methionine adenosyltransferase regulator activity. The record is from RefSeq and is a predicted model, not a curated record. NCBI's taxonomy places the organism in Eukaryota, Fungi, Ascomycota, Sordariomycetes, Hypocreales, Ophiocordycipitaceae. Gene Ontology annotation, cellular component: methionine adenosyltransferase complex. Gene Ontology annotation, biological process: S-adenosylmethionine biosynthetic process.
AUGGCACCAGCGCGGCCACAGCCACGCUUCCUCGUCUGGGGCGGAGACGGUUGGAUUGCUGGUCACCUCGAGACACUCCUGAGGCGGCAGGGCAAAGAUGUCCACACGACCACUGUGCGUAUGGAGAACCGUGAGGCCGUCAUCCGGGAACUUGCCCGCGUCGGCCCUACUCACGUCUUCAACGCCGCCGGCUGCACCGGAAGGCCCAACGUCGACUGGUGUGAGGACAACAAGGAAGCGACUGUACGCUCCAACGUCAUCGGAGCACUCAACCUCGCCGACUGCUGUUUUCAGGCUAAUGUCCACUGCACCGUCUUUGCAACGGGCUGCAUCUACCAGUACGACGACGCUCACCCCAUUGGAGGGCUCGGAUACACAGAGGAGGACGAACCAAACUUUCGUGGCAGCUUCUACUCGGAGACCAAGGGUCACGUUGAACCGAUCAUGAAGCAUUAUGGCAAUUGCUUGAUACUCCGUCUGCGUAUGCCCGUCAGCGACGACCUUCACCCGCGCAAUUUCGUCACCAAGAUUACAGGGUACGAGCGGGUCGUCGAUAUCCCGAACAGCAACACUAUCCUCCACGAUCUCUUGCCGGCUGCUAUUCUCCUGGCGGAACACGACGAGGUCGGCGUCUACAACUUCACCAACCCGGGCGCCAUCUCACACAACGAAGUCCUCCAGCUCUUCAAGGAAAUCGUCCGACCCAGCUUGACGUACAAAAACUUUAGCGUCAUCGAACAGGCGCAGGUCAUCAAGGCAGGGCGCAGCAACUGCAAGCUAAGCACAUCCAAGCUCGAGGCGAAGCUCCGCGAAUACGAUUACGUCGUUCCGGAGGUGCACGACGCAUACCGCCGCUGCUUCAAAAGGAUGAGGGCCGGCGGGAUUCGUUAG